Molecule: messenger RNA, 1289 nt
Organism: Diuraphis noxia (Russian wheat aphid)
Lineage: Eukaryota; Metazoa; Arthropoda; Insecta; Hemiptera; Aphididae
Product: trypsin-3-like
Biological process (GO): proteolysis
Molecular function (GO): serine-type endopeptidase activity
Source: RefSeq, a predicted model, not a curated record
AUGUUUAAAUUUCAUUUGCAUUGGUUCAUAUUAUUUGCCCAAUUCAGUGAUAUGCGACUAUUCGAAGACUUAAACGAUUAUUCUCGCGUCGCUGCUCAGCCGACGCGAUAUUUAGCCGAYGGCUCUCAAAUACCCGUAUUGUCUCUUCUGCAGAACAGAACGGWUAACAAUCAGAAACCACACCAUAGGAAAAACGUGUACUCAGAUUGGUCGGAUUGGAGCUCAUGUUCGGAUAGAUGUACCAUGGUCAGACAAAGACAUUGUUUACGAUCGAAAAUUUGUGGAUCGAACGUCGUUACCGAAUCAUCUUAUUGUUUUGUGACCGGUUCGACAUGCCCGGGGCUCGUGACGAAUUACUACAAACGGCUCAACACAAGUUUUUCGAACAAAGUCUUAGGUAAUGCGUAUGAUGUGUCAGUGAAUUCUACAUGUGGAGUUACUAUGGCUUCUUCUACCAUUCCCGGUUUCAAGACUCCUAGGUUUUUAAUUAAAAUAAUGGGAGGUCAAGAAUCUAAGAAAUUUCAUUGGCCUUGGCAAGUCGCGGUGUUAAAUGGAUUUAAGAAGAUAAUUUGCGGUGGUACACUCAUAGCCCCUGGUUGGGUGCUCACAGCUGCACAUUGUUCUAGACAAAAAUUAUUUGUGAUAUUGAAGGAGUAUGAUUUAUCUAUUCAUGAAGGUGAUGAGAUCAGCGUGAGGGUUGAACGUAUUAUAAUACAUCCCAGAUACAAUCCAAAUACAAUUGAUAUUGAUAUGGCACUGUUAAAACUACGUGCCUUGGAUUUAGGAAUAGAUGAUGGUGGAUUUAACUUGCAACCAGCAUGUCUUCCAUCCMCUGAUUUUCAACGGCAGAAGCGGAAGCCUAAAMUGUGCGUAGUUAUUGGAUGGGGAAAAGUGAAAUCUCAAGAUUCUCAUGGAUCUCGAAUGCUUCGAGAAGCUAGGGUCCCGAUCGUUAGCCAGAGGACGUGCAGAUCUGCGUACUGGCGGUAUCAGAUCACUGACAAUAUGUUCUGCGCAGGAUUCAGAGAUGGUCGGUCGGACACGUGUUCGGGUGACUCGGGAGGGCCACUUUUGUGCAAAAUGCGUGGCCGGUGGACGGUGGURGGUAUCACAAGUUUUGGCUAUGGCUGUGGCCGGCGCGGCAAGUACGGGAUCUAUGCUAAUGUGGCCAGCCACGUGAGGUGGAUCACAUCCGUGAUAAAUACGUCUGGUUAUCAGUAAACCGACGAUGACUUCCAAAGAGAGURAUUAAUUGCACUCAUUUAUAACAGUUACCCGAUCCUGUUCAUUUU